This is a messenger RNA of Oncorhynchus tshawytscha (Chinook salmon), 1642 nucleotides long. RefSeq names its product adhesive plaque matrix protein-like. The record is from RefSeq and is a predicted model, not a curated record. The coding region runs from base 1 to 1041 and encodes 346 amino acids. NCBI's taxonomy places the organism in Eukaryota, Metazoa, Chordata, Actinopteri, Salmoniformes, Salmonidae. The transcript is spliced from 5 exons.
AUGGCAACCUUCUCCACCACCCAGUUCUCUCUGUAUACCAGCAGCCCCUACGCCAAUGCCUUCCCUCCAGGUUGGGGUUAUCCCCCUGGCACCAUGCCCCCUGUUACCAUGCCCCCUGGCACCAUGCCUCCUGGCCUUAUGCCCCCUGGCCUUAUGCCCCCUGGCCUUAUGCCCCCUGGUACCAUGCCCCCAGGCCUUAUGCCUCCUUGUACCAGGCCCCCUGGCCUUAUGCCCCCUGGCUUUAUGCCCCCUGGUAUUAGGCCCCCUGUUAACAUCUAUCCCACUCCCCCAUACAACCAGCCCACUGGCAACCUGCUCCAGCUCAUGAACCUCCAACUCCCAAACAGCAAGCCCGCUAGCACCCGCCAGCUUACAUACAUCCAGCCAGCUAACAACCCCCAGGGCAAAUCUACCCAGCCUGGUGGGACCCGCCAGCUUACAUACUUCCAGCCCGCUAGCAACCCCCAGGUCACAUCUACCAAGCACGCUAGCACCCGCCAGCUUACAUACAUCCAGACUGCUAGCAACCCCCAGGUCACACCUACCCAGCCCGAUAGUGAACUCAAGUUCACAAGCACGGCUGUACUGACGCCAGCAGUGAAAGUGUUGACCCCAGGCCCCAUCUCCUUGAGCAAGGCCCAACAACUGAAGGAGCCAUCACCCCCCCGCUGUCUGCAUUACGUUAAGACGGUGGUGCCCAAGGGCAGCAAACGCCGCAUGAGACGGUCAAGAGUCACGAGAAACAGGCAGGCGCUUGAAGAAAGGUGUAAUAAAUACAAGAAAGAGGUUCUGAGAAAGAGGAGAAUAUAUCGAGAUCUCCAAGGGAAGAGAGAUGGACUGAUUGCAAGAGCUGCAGCGAAAUUGGCCGCUCAGUUGGCGGCAAAGUACCCCAGGGCCCUCUCUGAAGCGGAGGCAGAGAGCGAUGUUGAAGGGGAGAAAAAAACAAUGCCCGAAGAAGCGAUUAAGGGGAAACUAAAGAAGAAGCUUGAAGAGUUCAACCUGAAGAUGAAGCGGAAAUCGACGCAACAAACACCAACAUAAACUCAAAGGCAGUUUGUUAUCUUCACUUGGCAUCAUGAGCUCAUCUCCCACUAGAAUAGAACCUGCUGCUGACCCAUCUAGACCCUAUGGACAUCAGUUGGCUUACAUUGUUACCUAUCAACCAUUUAUAGAUUUGUAAUGACACUAGCAAAGGAUUUGUUAUCUUUGAGCCACAUCCUUUAAGGCUACAUAGUGAAGUUUUUUUUUUCAGAUUGGGUUUAUCUGUAGUAGCAUGGGUACGGUCAGGGGCUUUUCUUGACAACGUGAUCUGACUAGCAAAAAUGAUUGCCUAUAUAGGCUUUUCGCUUUAAUUAGGUCCUGGAUAUUUUCCUAGGCUGGUCAUUUGGUCGGGAAAAACUCUUAACCCAUUUCUGUGGAUCCUCUUUCACUGUGUAUAUAUACAAAAUAAAGAGUUAUUUUAUUUCUUUUUCUCAAAAAGUUACUUCAAUAUGGAAGUCAUGCUGAUGCUCUAAACUAUGUCACACUCCGUCCUGUUGGCGGCAGUAUUAUAAUUUUAAUCAUAAGAAGGUGGGGGGGGAAAUCUACAGAAGCAGGUACAGCAGAAAAAUAAAAUACUUUGUCUUUGGCUAGCUAGAUCUUA